This is a messenger RNA of Pelmatolapia mariae (spotted tilapia), 746 nucleotides long. RefSeq names its product immunoglobulin kappa light chain-like. The record is from RefSeq and is a predicted model, not a curated record. Lineage: Eukaryota; Metazoa; Chordata; Actinopteri; Cichliformes; Cichlidae. Gene Ontology annotation, biological process: immunoglobulin production; immune response. The coding region runs from base 1 to 702 and encodes 233 amino acids. The transcript is spliced from 4 exons.
AUGAGGAAAAAAAAGUCCAGAGGACAGAUCACAGUGACUCAGCCUGGAGCAGUGAGCUCUGCUGUGGGAGGAUCUGUGAGCAUCAAGUGUAGGACCAGUCAGAAUGUUUAUGCUUCUGGAAGUACACACUAUUUAGCCUGGUACCAACAGAGAGAUGGAGAAGCUGCUAAACUGCUCAUUCACUCUGCUAGCACUCGAUAUUCAGGGACUUCAGAUCGUUUUACAGGCAGUGGAUCAAACUCUGACUUCACUCUGACCAUCAGUGGAGUCCAGGCUGAAGAUGCAGCAGUUUAUUACUGUCAGAGUCUUCACUAUCCUAACAGUCAGUAUGUGUUCACACAAGUCCAGAGGACAGAUCACAGUGACUCAGCCUGGAGCAAGUCCAGAGGACAAUAUACAUUGACUCAGCCUGGAGCAGUGAGCUCUGCUGUGGGAGGAUCUGUGAACAUCAAGUGUAGGACCAGUCAGAAUGUUUAUAACAACAACUGGUUAGCCUGGUACCAACAGAAAGAUGGAGGCGUUCCUAAACUGCUCAUUUAUGCUGCUAGCACUCGACAAUCAGGGAUUCCAGCUCGUUUUACAGGCAGUGGAUCAAACUCUGACUUCACUCUGACCAUCAGUGGAGUCCAGGCUGAAGAUGCAGCAGUUUAUUACUGUCAGAGUUGGCACUAUCCUAACAGUCAGUGGGUGUGCACACAGUGAAAAACAGUCGUACAAAAACCUCCCUCAGUCAGACUGAACAGAAA